CACAAACCCAAAUCGUUUCCAUAGCGUGAGCGGUUGCAAACAUGUCUACGUUUCAUGACGUUGAGCCAUGCGUCGGCUGCAUGUGAGAAUGCAGUGGAAGCAACUGUUGGCACGUCGCGCGCCUGUGGUACGAUUCAAAAUGAAAGUUUUUUGCCCUGAGUGCGGCCUUCGAGUGCAGCCGAGCGAUGUGGGAGAGGUCCGGGAGAUGCGAGAUGUUUGCAAGACAAUGUGGCGAAAAUUCAUGCAGUUGGACGACCGACAUUGCCCUCUGUUCCGCACCUGUGAAGUCAGCGACCUUAACGAUCCGUCUGUCAAUGAAGAACGUGAAGGCGGUCGCCGAGUUCCACCGAGCCUUUGGCGUCCCAUGCCACGGCUCAAAGGCCGCUCAUGACGAGGCCAAUUUGCGCCGUGAUGCGCCACAGGGUGGGCCUUGCGCCACGGGCGCCUUGCGUGGAACACGCUGGAAGUGGCACCUGACAGCAGCUGGAUGGGAGUCGUGACGUG
This is a messenger RNA of Durusdinium trenchii, 504 nucleotides long. The record is from the annotation of a GenBank genome assembly. NCBI's taxonomy places the organism in Eukaryota, Dinophyceae, Suessiales, Symbiodiniaceae.